UAACAGCAAAAAUUGCGAACACUUUGCUGCCAACAUGCAGAAUGUUAUCAAUUCCGUGAAAGGCACGGCGUUGGGAGUGGCCGAGUUCCUGACACCCGUUCUAAAGGAAUCAAAAUUUAAAGAAACGGGUGUAAUAACUCCAGAGGAGUUUAUUGCUGCUGGUGAUCAUUUAGUUCAUCACUGCCCGACAUGGAAAUGGGCAUCGGGAGAGGAGGCUAAAGUGAAGCCAUACUUACCAAAGGACAAACAGUUCUUACUAACCCGCAAUGUGCCCUGCUAUAAGCGGUGUAAACAGAUGGAGUACUCUGACGAGCUGGAGGCCAUUAUCGAGGAGGACGACGGGGACGGAGGAUGGGUCGACACUUACCACAACACGGGUGUGGGCGGAAUAACAGACGCUGUCCAGGAUAUCUCCCUCGAUAAUAAAGACAGCGUGAACAUGAAUGUGAAGGUGGGCGCUCGUGGAAACGAUGGUGGGGAUGAUGACGAGGAUGAGGAUGACGAAGGAGAGGCUGCAGACAUGGAAGAAUAUGAGGAGAGUGGACUUUUGGAGAACGAUGAGGCCACCCUUGACACGACGAAAAUGGUGGAUACUACCAAGUCAAAAAUGGAGGCAGGCAGCGAAGACGCCAUUUUGCAAACUCGCACUUAUGAUCUCUACAUCACAUACGACAAAUAUUACCAGACGCCGCGAUUGUGGCUGUUUGGAUAUGACGAGGACAGACAACCCCUUACGGUGGAGCACAUGUACGAGGACAUAAGCCAGGACCACGUCAAGAAAACUGUCACCAUUGAAAACCACCCGCACCUCCCCCCUCCCGCCAUGUGCUCCGUGCACCCGUGCAGACAUGCUGAAGUGAUGAAGAAAAUCAUCGAAACAGUCGCAGAAGGAGGAGGAGAGCUGGGAGUUCACAUGUAUCUGCUGAUCUUCCUGAAGUUUGUCCAAGCCGUCAUUCCCACCAUAGAGUACGACUACACGAGGCACUUCACCAUGUAAAACCUGUAACCGCUGUACUUCCUCCUCUACUUCAUCAAUGAUGUGGGUGUGGUCUUUGUGGCAGGCUCUAACCAAUGGCGAGAGACUGAACUGGUGGGGGGUCUCGAAGAGAGUGAUUAAUGAUAAACCUGAUCAUGUUAACCCGAAGAACGUGGUAAGCCUGCUGAAAGAGCCUGCAGGUUUCAUUCAGUUAAGAAAGUGAGGAUGCCAGGCUCUUCUAUUAGCAUAGCUCUAUCCUGGUUUACCAAACCACAUUCUUGGAAUAUCCCUCUAGAAUGGAUCAGUCUGGGGUGGGUGAUUGGUUAUGUGAGCCUUUUUGCAUGUGUGAUAUGGAUCUGUGUUCAUUGAUGACGUUGCUGCUCCUGUACUAAAAAAAAAACAAGCAAAACACCUGUACCAACAGCUAAUGCACUAUGUGGUGGUCCAUCUUGCAGUGUACUCGUCUGUAAUAAUGUACAUGUGUAUGCUGUGGGUUUGCAAAUGCCUUGCUCUGCUCUUUUAAACAAAACAACUUGCGCUCUGGUCAUGUAUCUGUCAAAACACCAUUCUCUGAUUUGUUCUCUUUUUUUUUUUUUACAAAAAAUAAAGAAAAAUAAAUAAAUAAAAUAAAAUAAGCGAAAUAAAUAUUGGACUACAAAA
Engraulis encrasicolus (European anchovy) is the source of this 1636-nucleotide messenger RNA. Its product is annotated as ubiquitin-like-conjugating enzyme ATG3. The record is from RefSeq and is a predicted model, not a curated record. The transcript has 12 exons. Gene Ontology annotation, molecular function: Atg8-family ligase activity. Gene Ontology annotation, cellular component: phagophore assembly site; cytosol. Lineage: Eukaryota; Metazoa; Chordata; Actinopteri; Clupeiformes; Engraulidae. Gene Ontology annotation, biological process: nucleophagy; autophagy of mitochondrion; autophagosome assembly. The coding region runs from base 35 to 997 and encodes 320 amino acids.